AUGAUAAUAUUUCUUCUUUUGAUAACCCAACUUCAAUUAACCAAUGCAAUGUUUCAUCAAGAAGGAGAAAUUUCAAGCUCUAGAGGAAAACAGGUUCAAAUGCAUUCAAGUCCCCAACCUUCUACCGAGUCUGGAAUUCAUUUUUCACUCGUUGAGUUGUCAAUUUUAAUUCGCGUUUUGCGCUUUAUUGACAUUGAAACGAUCAAAGGUUUCACAGACCCAACAAUUGAUUUAAAGAAUAUUAUUGAAUGGUAUUGCGACAAUGACUUUAAUACUUUACAAAUGGACAAUAAAGAUUCAAUCGGACGUAUUUAUGUUCAAUUGAAAACUAAGUUGACACAGGUGGAUUCUAUUCGUAUCUUUAAUAAAUUUUAA
This is a messenger RNA of Meloidogyne enterolobii, 375 nucleotides long. NCBI's taxonomy places the organism in Eukaryota, Metazoa, Nematoda, Chromadorea, Rhabditida, Meloidogynidae. The record is from the annotation of a GenBank genome assembly.